AUUAGCAUCCCAAGCCCAGUCCACUUUGUUUGUUAAGAAGCCCAUCAUCACUGGGUUGCUUUGCCUUUGUGUUGUAUCACAAACAAUUGGAUUGUAUCGGAGUCGCACUCGCACUCGCACUCGCACUCGCACUCAACUCUUUCCGGAAAACGUUGCCGGAGUUCGUAGUCGUCGGAAGGAAGGUAGCGAGAAGCUUUUAGAACAUCUGUCCAGAGAAGACAAAAGGGUUUAUGGCAGGCAAAGCUGUUGGUUCAGCGGCAAAGGCAAUAGCAGAAUACCAAUAUCCAUGGCGUGAGAAGUUAACAAAAUACAAGGAUGAAUUGGCCAAGGGAGUGUGGGGUUACUGGGAGCUAGGAGCAUGGAAGCCACUCAGCAUCAGUGCUCGGCAUAGGGCUAGACUCCGGAAAGAAGUCCUUCUUGCUGGGGAAGAUUGGACUUAUGAUCCUGAAAGGAAGGAGAUGAAGACCAGGCGAAAAGGACAUAAGGUUGAUAGGAUAGCAGCUGAGAAGAGGGAAAACACUGCCAGGUUGAUGGAGAAGAUGCCAGAUAUGUUGCUGGAAUACAAGAAGAAAAAAUGGCAGAAGAAGAUGAAGGAAGAAGACAAAGGAAAACUUUGAUUUUUGCUCCUUGGGUUGGAAAUUGUAAUUGCCUAUAAGGUACUAUGCCAAACUCCCUUUCAAAGGCCAAGUUCUUGUUCUUGCUUUUAACUUAGGGAUAUUGCAGCUACCAUGUUACUAUUACAUUGUUGGUACUUACAAGCUUGGGUUUACUGUCAAAUCAUUUGUUCUUAUAUACACCAUUUGAUCAACUGGUUGGCUUUAUUUAUUUGUGUGGAUGAGACUAAAAUGAAAGUGCUGAGAUCUAGAAGGAGCUGAGCACAAUAAUUAAAUGAGAAAUGCAAUUAACACAUUUUAACA
Cicer arietinum (chickpea) is the source of this 917-nucleotide messenger RNA. RefSeq lists its product as uncharacterized. The record is from RefSeq and is a predicted model, not a curated record. Lineage: Eukaryota; Viridiplantae; Streptophyta; Magnoliopsida; Fabales; Fabaceae.